This is a messenger RNA of Elgaria multicarinata webbii, 2564 nucleotides long. RefSeq names its product G protein nucleolar 3 like (gene GNL3L). The coding region runs from base 299 to 1963 and encodes 554 amino acids. The record is from RefSeq and is a predicted model, not a curated record. Gene Ontology annotation, molecular function: GTP binding. The transcript is spliced from 16 exons. NCBI's taxonomy places the organism in Eukaryota, Metazoa, Chordata, Lepidosauria, Squamata, Anguidae. Gene Ontology annotation, cellular component: nucleolus.
ACAAUUAACCAAGAAGGCUAAAACGAAUCUUUCUCCCUGACAUUCCUGGGUGGGUGGAGGUAUUUAAACAUGCGAUCCCCAUCUGCACGAUGAAAUGGUACAAUCCCGGGGUGGGGAAGUGAUCACAUGGAUCCUGUUGCUGCUUGGACCAAUUGGCCUGAGAUCUCUUUCUGGGAGGAGAAGAGGUUACAACCUUUGAAAGCAUUGUUGAUCAGAAAAGGGAGUUGUCUAGAAGUGUCUCUAGUGACUGACGAAUCUAGCGUUGGUCACCCCUGCCUCUUUCCCUGCUUUUGACAUCAUGACCCGGCACAAGCAGAAAAAAUCUGGGAAGAGACCCAAACAUGGCAAGAAAAAGGAUGCAAAGAAACACGGGAAAAAGGACCCAGGGGUGCCUCAGCUGUCGCAUUUCAAAGAGCUGGCCAAAAAGGAAGCAGCACUAAAGCAGAAACGGGUUACAGAACUGCAGGAACGGCAACGCCUAGCUCGGCAGAAGGAAACCGGCCGGUUCCGGAGCCUGGAAGGGCUGCAGAAGGAUGCCUUGCGCAGGCAGCAGCAUUUUGAGCAGAAGGAGAUGGAUCUGAAGCAACUGGCGAAGCAUGCCCUGCUGGAGAAAGACAGCUCCUGCAAGGCCUAUUACAGGGAGUUCAGGAAGGUGAUAGAAGCGGCUGACGUGAUCCUGGAAGUCCUUGAUGCUCGGGAUCCCCAAGGUUGCCGCUGCCCCCAGGUUGAGCAGGCGGUGAUGCAGGCUGGCGCAAACAAGAGACUGGUCCUGGUGCUGAAUAAAAUAGACCUGGUAUCGAAAGAGAUUGUAGCAAAGUGGCUGAAGUACCUGAGGAACGAAUUCCCUACCGUGGCCUUUAAAGCCUCCACUCAGCAGCAGAGCAAAAACCUGCAACAAAGCCGUGUCCCAGUAACCCAGGCAUCGGGUGAUCUGCUCAGCAGCGGAGCCUGUGUCGGGGCGGACUGCCUUAUGAAGGUGCUGGCUAACUACUGCCGGAAUCAGGACAUCCGGACAUCCAUCAGUGUUGGGGUUGUGGGCUUCCCAAAUGUUGGCAAGAGCAGCUUGAUCAAUAGCUUGAAGAGGAGCCGGGCCUGCAACAUUGGAGCCACUCCUGGCGUCACCAAGUGCCUACAAGAGGUGCAUCUGGACAAGCACAUAAAACUCCUGGACUGCCCAGGCAUAGUCGUGGCUUCUCCAACUUCUGAUGCAGCCAUGAUCCUACGAAACUGUGUCAAGAUAGAGCAGCUGGUUGACCCUGUGAGCCCAGUGGAAGCCAUCUUGAAACGCUGCAACAAGCAGCAGAUCAUGCAGCAUUAUGGUGUGCCAGAUUUCCGUGACACUACAGAGUUUCUGGCUCAUUUGGCCAGGCGGCAGGGCAAGCUGAAGAAAGGAGGGACACCAGACCAUGAGAAAGCAGCCAAAGCAGUGCUAAGCGACUGGACAAGUGGGAAGAUCAGCUAUUUCACCCACCCGCCCGAGACCCACACGCUCCCCACUCACAUCAGUGCCGAGAUUGUGGCAGAGAUGGGCAAGGCCUUUGAUUUUGAGGCUCUGGAGCAAGAGAACGAGAAGGCUUUGGCACACUUGUUCUCUGGCCCUGAUGGCAUCACCUUGGAGGGCUCUGGCCUCACUAGUGGGACAGAAGUUGAGAUGAACGAGGAGGAGAGACUCUACUGCCAAGAGCAAGAAGAGAGUAAGAUGGAGGAAGAUGGGAAUCUGGAGUUUGGCCCAAUGACUGUCGAGCUGAAAUCCAAGAGCAAGACCCUUGCGGAAGCGGAGAAGGCUGUGCCGAGGGCUCCGGACUUGGGCGAAAUCUCUGCCUUAGACCCUCUGCACCAGGGUCAGGGCUUGCGUGCGGCAAGCAAGCGACGCAAGAAGCGGCAGAAGCGGGCAGAGAAAAUUGCCACCAAGCUCUCUGCGACGUUGACAGCAGCCAUGAAUUUCAGCUUGUCAGAUGACUAAGGAAAGUGCUGAAUGGUGUGGAAAAGAAGAAGAUGGGUGCCCUGGACUUGAUUUUAUCUACCUCAGGAGGAUUCCCUACCCACCCACCCUUGCAGGGGACUCUUUGCGUCCCAUCUUCCUCAUGCUUUGCUGGGGGAAGUGACAGCCUGAUGCCUAUGCAAAACCCAGAGUGGUUUCUUUAAGAAACUUUUUAUUUAGUUGGUUAAAAAUGGGAGGCGGUGUAAAUAAAAGCAUUGUUGAGCUACUCUUGUCUCAGGUUUGGCUCAGCAGAUUAACUCCAGAUAUACAAAGCAUUGUUCCAGUUCAUGCUGAAGGUUGCUCUUGGACUGCUGUAGCUCCUUGAACGAACGUGCAGCUGGGAAGGUCCUUCUCUCCUAAGGGAGCAGAUGGUGCAUGUAACAACCCAAGGAUCCCCCUCCUGAAAUGCUGGCAGUCAAAGCUCCACUCUAGGAGGGAGGGGAGAAAAAAUAACUAAUUUCUCCUGCAUUAGAGUACAAGUGGUAGAGAAAGACCUGGUGCCAAAAACUCUCUCCUCUUCCUUGCCAGCUACAAAGGAAAAAUCAAGAUUAGCUGGGUCUUAAAAAAAAAGAAAAAAAGAAAA